AUGGUUGUUUCACCGCAAAGCCCCGCUAGCGAAGCCCCAAGCGUGCAAGGGUCUAAAACUAAUAUGGCGUCUAAACAAAGUUCAGUAGCUGACACAAGAGCUGAACUAGCAGAACUGGUAAAAAGGAAAGCUGAAGUUGCUGAAACAUUGGCCAACUUAGAACGCCAAAUUUACGCAUUCGAGGGAUCGUACUUGGAAGACACACAAUUAUAUGGUAAUAUAAUUCGUGGUUGGGACCGUUAUCUUACAACUAACAAAAGUACAAACUCAAAAGCUGAUAAACGUAAUAGAAAGUUUAAAGAAGCUGAACGUUUAUUUUCGAAGUCCUCUAUAACAUCAAUGGCAGCAGUUAGUGGACUAGUUGAUCCAGCAGAAGCUAAAAAUGAAAGGAAUAGUGAAACAGAAUCCCAGACAAAUGAAGACUCAUCUGAUACACAAUUAAGUGGUUUAAACAUAGGAAAUUUAAAUCAUACAACAAUACAUGGCUCAACAGAGAGCAUAUCAUCUAAGCCAUCAGGAAAGCAACACACCAAUGGAGCAAUUGAAAAGGGAAUGAGUCAUACAAAGCAAAGUGCAACACAAAAAAUUGCAGCAGCUUCAGGAAUGCUACAAAAAUCAUUUAACAGUGAAAGCAAAAUGUUAUCUGCUGUGGGAUUAGACAGUAGACCUGGGACACCAAAGGAUAAAGAUUCUAGCUUAGGCAUCAACAAAGGGGACUCAACACCAAAUUCAAUGAAACAUAAACUGACUAAUAGUAACAGUAGUAAUGUGAAGAAAAAUAACAAUAAAAAAGCAAGACAUAGA
Messenger RNA from Iphiclides podalirius (scarce swallowtail), 804 nucleotides. The record is from the annotation of a GenBank genome assembly. Lineage: Eukaryota; Metazoa; Arthropoda; Insecta; Lepidoptera; Papilionidae.